UUUCAAAUUUUCUAUUUAUUUUUCGCUGUCUGUUUGGUUGCUGAGAAAAUUAAGCGAAAGAAAAUUUUUUAGGUUUGAGAAAAUUGAUUGCUGAAGUCGAUUUAAGUUUAUUUUAUUUCUCAUAGUAGCUGAGAUGGUUAGGUUUUUCUAGUUUUUUUGGUUAUGAACAUUAAUUUUCUUUAGCUACAUUAUUUCUCAGCACAAACUAAAACAUCAAGAUGCUUCUAGAGAAUGUGGAAGUUUAAUAACUGUUUUUUGUGCAUCAGGACCAUGCCCUAGAGUUCAUGAUCAAAAGUUGAAAGACAGGAUGGAACUUAAAUAUGUAUUACAAGCGGUAUGCUAAGGUGUUGCUGGUUUUUCUUUUUGAGGUAACUGAUCUAAACAUUUUGAUCAGAUCCUUGCAAGGGGUAGGGAGAGAUAAUUGAACCCUGAUCAACAUAGAAUGUUUACUAGGGAGCUAAAUUUAUUGACUCUUGCCCGAUGCAUGUGGCAUCUGGGACAUUUUUGUCAUGUCCUUUCUAGACCUAUGACAUUUCUUACAAAGAAAUGCUUAAGAAAUCAACUUUAUUGUACAAGGGGGAACGGGAAAAAAAUACUAUAUGAUCUAUGUAAUUUGGAGUUGUAAUAGCCAUGAAAAAUUCUAAUUGUAUAAGUUGAUAUAAUAGUAGUUGAGUGUUUUUCAUACCAUUGAUGCUUAGUCCUUGACACCUUGUUAUUGGAUUUUCUUCGUACUAGUAUCCCCUCUCAAAGACAUUCCCAUCAUGAUAGGCACCAUCGGAGAUAAUUGGGGCUUGUUUACUUGCAAUAAAAUUUUCUGUCUGUUUUUUUAUCUUUAUGAACAUAAGGAUAUUGGCGAUAUCCUGGAUCUAACUAUGUAACUUUAUGUCUCUUCCUGUUUUAUUAAUGGUAUCGUUCCUGGAUAAUGUAACUGCAUGGUUGAUGCACAUAGAAGAGUAACUUCUCCUUUUUGUCGACUCUGGUAUCUUUUCCUGUUUGACCUGUCUCAAACGUUGUCCAUUUUGAAACAUUUGUUGGGUAUAUUUGACCUUCUGAGUUAAUUGUCCUUACCUUAUCUGAUAUGUUAAAAGCUGAGAUGGUAUUAUUGUAAGAAUGAAGCUAAUACUAGGCAAACACAUUGGUUAAAAUUGCCAUAAAGUUUUGAUGUUUCCAUAGGGGAUAAUCUUUGGGGAGACAAGAAACCCUAUGGUAAUCUGGGGUAAUCUCAGUUCAGUUGAGAAGAAAUUAUGGUAAUUCAUUUUUCUGUAAUUAUAUUUUAGAUGCAAUAUAGCUUUUAAAACUCGUAACAACUGCCUCACACUUAUAAGCUAUAACUUACCAUGUUUAGAGAAAUAAUGUUCCUCGUUGUGGUAAAUUCACGGAAGGAAUUUUUAAAUUAGUGCUUAUGGCUAUGAGUUGCCAAAAGAUUAGAUUGAAUAAUAUGGAUGGUAAUUGGUAAAUCAUUUUAAUUAAUUAGUCUGCAGUUCUUUGUAAUAAAUUGGUGAGAUGAUCCUUUCUUUCAUAGGUUUUGAAGACAAUAGCUUUUCUUUAAUUUUAAUUAUGUGCUACAUUUAAUACUUGUAGUUUGCUAAGAUUAUAGGCAUUCGAACAAUGAGCAAAGUGGGUAAAAUAUAACUUUAAGGUUUUCAGAUAUUGUCUGUCUGUUUUGUCUUCAAUAGGUUUUGUGGUUGAUUUUUCUUACUUCUAUUGUCAUGAAGGUGUAAACACUUGUGACUCUAAAAGGCCCUGUGGUUUAGGUUAUAUUCUUUCUGUUGCUUUGGCAUCCAAUACCGCUGCAUUUGUUUAUCCCAUUUGCUUUCUUGCUACUUAUUAUUUUCCCAUGUAAAUUGCAGACUGUAUCUUGCCUCGUUUACAAAAAUAGCUUACCUGAGUUAUUUUGCAACCUCUGAUUUGUAGAUUGAGUUGUCAGAACCUUUUAUGCUUUUCCUGGUCAACAUAUAUUUUUCAUGAUUGUGCUGUGGGAUUCAUAUUUUAAGCUGCUGUUUGAAAUUUGUGACUUUAGUUUUGAGAAGUCCCCAAGACACGAUGCUUACGUGCCCAAAUUUGAAGCUGAACUGGCUCAGUUUUGUGAGAAAUUGGUGAUGGACCUUGACAGAAGGGUUAGGCGUGGACAAGAACGCCUUGCUCAAGAGGUGGAAACAGCACCACUUACUCCACUAUCUGCUGAAAAGUCUGAACAGCUAUUUGUCUUGGAGGAAAAAAUAAAAAACCUGCUGGAACAAGUUGAGACCCUUGGUGAAGCUGGAAAGGUGGAUGAAGCUGAGGUGCUUAUGAGAAAGGUGGAGACGCUCAGUGCUGAGAAGACAGCUUUGACUCAACAACCUCAAAAUGAUAAAUUAUUGAUGCUUGUGCAGGAGAAAAAAAUGGCUUUAUGUGAGGUUUGUGGAUCUUUUCUAGCAGCUAAUGAUGCUGCUGAGAGGACACAAUCCCAUGUUACAGGAAAGCAACAUAUUGGUUAUGGCAUGGUUCGGGAUUUCUUCUCUGAGUUCAAGGAAGCUAAGGCGAAAGCAAAGGAAGAGGAAAUAUUAGCAAGAGAGAAAGAAGUCGAAGAACAGAGAAAGCAGAGGGAGAAGGAAUAUGAGAAUAGGAGGAGGAGAAGUGGUUCAGGUGAUAGGGACAAAUAUCGUGAUCGAGACAAGGGUAGGGACAGAUAUUGGGAACGUGAUUUGGAUCGUGAAAGGUCUCGAGAGUGGAAUGGGAGAGGUAGUAGGGAUGGAGAGAGGGAUUGGAGGUACAAGAAUGGCGGAGAUGGGGGCAGGGAUAGGCACCAGAACCGCAGAAGAUCCCGUUCCCCUGGUAGACAUAGUCACAGGAGAUCCUCAAGAAGUCCAGUUCACCGAUAUUAGUGCAUUCUAUACAUAAAUGUUUUGGCUUUGAAAGCAAAUGAGCUUUGUAGCAACUCCCUUUCAUCAAAAUUACUAGAAAAGAAAAGGGUUGAGGUAGGUAUAACAAUAUUAUUGUAACUUCUUUUAUCUUGUUUUGACUAAAUUUAUAUUAUGCAUCUGUGGACGUUGUUUUGAAUCUCUAUAGUCAAAGCUGCUGAGAAAGACGAUGUCUUUCCAAAUUUGAGGUAACAGAUUAAAUUGCAUUUA
Durio zibethinus is the source of this 3110-nucleotide messenger RNA. The record is from RefSeq and is a predicted model, not a curated record. Lineage: Eukaryota; Viridiplantae; Streptophyta; Magnoliopsida; Malvales; Malvaceae.